CCUGACCCCGUAAACUCGCCUGGGAAUUCUCAAACUUAGGAGGGCUUUUUGGUCGUAACGCUACCUUUCGCCGCGUUAUAAGCGCCCGUUAGGGUUUUUGAGCCUCACUGACGGGUCUUCAGCCGCCUGCUCGUCGUCACAGUGUUGAUUAGGCUUCUGACGACGUUUGGUAAGGAAGAUGUCUCACCGGAAAUUUGAGCACCCAAGGCAUGGAUCACUCGGAUUUCUCCCUCGUAAGCGUGCAUCUCGUCACCGUGGAAAAGUGAAGUCCUUUCCAAAGGAUGAUCCCACAAAGCCCUGCAAGUUAACUGCAUUCCUUGGUUACAAGGCAGGAAUGACCCACAUUGUGCGUGAGGUGGAGAAACCAGGAUCCAAACUUCACAAGAAGGAAACAUGUGAGGCAGUAACAAUUAUAGAGACUCCUCCAAUGGUUGUUGUGGGGCUUGUUGCUUAUGUGAAGACGCCACAUGGUCUUCGUUCCCUUAAUACUGUGUGGGCUCAGCAUUUAAGUGAGGAAGUCAGGAGGAGAUUCUACAAAAACUGGUACAAGAGCAAGAAGACGGCUUUCAAUAAGUACUCUAAAAAGUAUGACAGUGAUGAGGGAAAGAAAGAGAUUCAGGCACAGCUAGAAAAGAUGAAGAAAUAUGGGUCAGUUAUCCGUGUUCUGGCUCAUACUCAGAUUAGGAAGAUGAAGGGUCUGAAACAGAAAAAGGCACACCUGAUGGAGAUCCAGGUUAACGGAGGAACUGUAGCGCAGAAGGUUGAUUUUGCAUACAACUUUUUUGAAAAGCAAGUCCCAAUUGAUGCCAUCUUCCAAAAGGAUGAGAUGAUCGAUAUUAUUGGUGUAACCAAAGGUAAAGGUUAUGAAGGUGUUGUCACUCGUUGGGGUGUCACUCGCCUUCCACGCAAGACACACAGGGGGUUGCGCAAGGUUGCCUGUAUUGGUGCUUGGCAUCCUGCAAGAGUAUCUUAUACUGUUGCACGUGCUGGACAGAAUGGCUACCAUCAUCGUACUGAAAUGAACAAAAAGAUAUACAAGAUUGGUAAUUCUGGAGAUGAAACACAUAACGCUAUGACUGAGUUUGACAGAACUGAGAAGGACAUUACCCCUAUGGGUGGUUUCCCUCACUAUGGUAUUGUGAAAGAAGACUAUAUCAUGAUCAAGGGUUGCUGUGUGGGACCGAAGAAGAGAGUGGUUACCCUUCGCCAAUCCCUUCUGAAGCAGACUUCCCGUGUGGCCCUCGAGGAGGUCAAGCUGAAGUUUAUCGAUACUUCAUCCAAGUUUGGCCAUGGCCGUUUCCAGACUACUCUGGAGAAGCAGAAAUUCUAUGGCAAACUCAAGGCUUAAUUUCAGUGUAGUCUGAUACUUGGUCCUUUGAUGGAGAUUGACUAUUCCUGCAUUUAGCAUUAUCUUUUGUUUGUUUUAUUUUUUGGUUGCAUCAUUUAUGUUGUUGUUAUUCCAUGAUCUCAGGUCUAUCUAUUAUGUUCCAUAUAAAGUUUUACAUAAACUCUUGGCUUUUGCACGCUAAUGCUAGUUUCCCAUGAAUAUUCAACCAAA
Molecule: messenger RNA, 1558 nt
Organism: Zingiber officinale
Lineage: Eukaryota; Viridiplantae; Streptophyta; Magnoliopsida; Zingiberales; Zingiberaceae
Product: 60S ribosomal protein L3-like
Exons: 6
Coding region: 179-1348 (389 amino acids)
Biological process (GO): translation; ribosomal large subunit assembly
Cellular component (GO): ribosome; cytosolic large ribosomal subunit
Molecular function (GO): RNA binding; structural constituent of ribosome
Source: RefSeq, a predicted model, not a curated record